AACUGGGGUUCUUAGAAGUGGUGAUGCAAGAAGUUUCUAGGAAAGCGCUACCAGAACUUGACAAAAUGGCUUGCGCAGCAGACAGCUGCAUACAAUUCACACGCCAUGCAAGCGAUGUCCUGCUCAACCUGAAUCGCCUCCGUAGCAGAGACAUCCUCACAGAUGUCACUAUCUUGGUUAACAGACAGCAGUUUCGUGCGCACAAGACUGUUCUCAUGGCUUGCAGUGGGCUGUUUUACACCAUCUUUACCGACUCCCACAAGUGCAAUCUUAAUGCAAUCAGUCUGGACCCAAAGGUGGACCCAGAGGGCUUUGCCAUCCUGCUGGAGUUCAUGUACACCUCCCGUCUCACGCUAAAGGAGAGUCUGAUCAUGGCGAUUAUGAACACAGCCAUCUACCUGCAGAUGGACCAUGUUGUGGACACCUGCCACAGAUUCAUCAAAUCCAGUGAUCCGUCUGUCAAGCUGCCCAGAGAUGAGUUUUUGGUCAGUCCCUUGGUGUUACCUCAGGAUGUCCACGCGUACCGACCCCAUGAUGUUGUCGACAGUUUGCACAGCCGCGUGGCUCCGUUCAGGGAUGGGAGGCCCUACGGCUCAAACAUGUUCAACGGGGUCAGCACCCCAAGCAACUACCAUCUCUACGGGCAGUUUCCCAUGCCAGGAUUCCCCUUCCCUCUCUGCAAGCUGACUGAUGCCAAAACCGCUUUUGCUGACCUCUCAAAGAGCGGCAUCCACCACAAGCAUUGUUCUCCGCAUGACAGCGUCAUCAGGGCAGAGUACACCCGGGCGGUUGGCACUAGCUCCUCCAGCAUUAUUCACUCUACCACCUACGCUUGCAGGGAGGCAGGGCGAGACGAUGAGAUGCGGAAGGAGAGCCACGAGGGGGUCGGCCAGUCUAUCGCACUCGGCACAAGGAAGCGCGCGUUUCCUGUGCUGACCCUCGAGCACCAGAGAGACUCUGGGAAAGAUCACGCUCCUCAGGCGGAGGAAGACCUGAUCCAUCAGCACUACCCGCUGGGAAUCUCCUCCGCUGGACGCAAGAGCCUCAUGAGCAGCCCGCAGAGCCCCCUCAAAUCAGACUGCCAGCCCAACUCCCCAACGGAGUCCAGCAGUAGCAAGAACGCCGGCCUCUCCUCCCAAACUGCCAGCGUGCAAGCUCCGCAAGGGACGCAGGACCCCAAAUCCCGCAACUGGAAGAAGUACAAGUUCAUCGUGCUGAAUCAGAGCGCCAAGGAAGACGAGGCGGGGCUGCGGGAUCCUGGGCUGCGGUCACCUCAGCGCCUCGGCCUGCAACCCUACCUCCACCCCAGUGACUCGGAGAACCUCGACCCACAAACCACGAGCAAGAGCAACAAUCAGAGCGAGGACCUACCCGUGCCCCAGGCGAGCCGUCUCAACAACAUCAUAAACAGUGCACUGGAGGAACUGAGGAACGCUGAAAGCCACCCUCCGCACUAUCUGAACCGCCUCAACUGCUCGUCCUGCGGCGCGCCGUCCCCGCAGCACUCCGAAGUGUGUCCCAUCAGCUCCAGGUCCCGUCUAUCAGAGGACAUGGCAGAGCUGCACUCGGAAUACUCCGACUCCAGUUGUGAAAACGGUACGUUCUUCUGCAACGAAUGUGACUCCAAGUUCGCCGAGGACGAAGCGCUGAAACAGCACAUGCUUCAAGUGCACAGCGACAAGCCAUACAAGUGUGACCGCUGUCAGGCGGCUUUCCGCUACAAGGGCAACCUCGCGAGCCACAAGACUGUCCACACAGGAGAGAAGCCGUAUCGCUGUAAUAUCUGUGGUGCUCAGUUUAACAGACCAGCAAACCUCAAGACUCACACUCGCAUCCACUCAGGAGAGAAGCCAUACAAAUGUGAGACGUGCGGAGCUCGUUUUGUACAGGUUGCUCAUCUCCGCGCCCACGUGUUGAUCCACACGGGUGAGAAGCCAUAUCCGUGUGAGAUCUGCGGAACACGCUUCCGUCACCUGCAGACGCUGAAGAGCCACCUGCGCAUUCACACGGGAGAAAAGCCCUACCAUUGUGAGAAAUGCAACUUGCACUUCCGCCACAAGAGCCAGCUGCGGCUGCAUCUCCGACAGAAGCACGGCGCCAUCACUAACACCAAGAUCCAGUACCGCAUGUCGACGGUGGACAUGCCCAUGACGGACGUGCCCAUGGCGGACAUGCCCACUGACUUGACGAAGGUGUGCUGAGCUGGACGAAGGGAACAGUUUUGACGAAAGGCAAUCUUGACCUUGGCAUUUAAAGACCCCAACUUGUACAAUCAUCCAAAAUUGUA
Messenger RNA from Plectropomus leopardus (leopard coralgrouper), 2287 nucleotides. It is a transcript of the gene bcl6aa, whose product is annotated as BCL6 transcription repressor aa. The record is from RefSeq and is a predicted model, not a curated record. NCBI's taxonomy places the organism in Eukaryota, Metazoa, Chordata, Actinopteri, Perciformes, Serranidae. Gene Ontology annotation, biological process: regulation of transcription by RNA polymerase II. Gene Ontology annotation, molecular function: protein binding; DNA-binding transcription factor activity, RNA polymerase II-specific. Gene Ontology annotation, cellular component: nucleus.